Molecule: messenger RNA, 1817 nt
Organism: Oryza sativa Japonica Group (Japanese rice)
Lineage: Eukaryota; Viridiplantae; Streptophyta; Magnoliopsida; Poales; Poaceae
Product: pollen-specific leucine-rich repeat extensin-like protein 4
Molecular function (GO): protein binding
Source: RefSeq, a predicted model, not a curated record
AUCAUCUUCGAUCUCCAAACAUCACGCUGCGAUGUCUCCCCCCUCCAUGACCUCCUCCUCUCUUUAGCCAUUGGCUUCGGCCAAGGCUGAUGAGACAUUCCUAACCACCAUGGGCACCCUCCCACCAUUCCCGCCCCUCCUCCUCCUCGUCGCCGUCAUCUUCUCCUUCCUCUCCUCGUCGUGCUUUGCUGUGACCAGCCAUGAGGCGGCGGCCAUCGCGCGGCGCCAGCUGCUCAACUUCGAGAAGCACGGCGACCACGUCCACAUCGAUAUCGACAUCGAGAUCAAGGUGAGCAACCCGCGGCUGGCGGCGGCGCACAGGGCGCUGCACGCGCUGAAGCGGGCGCUCUACUCCGACCCCGGCAACUUCACCGGCGACUGGGCCGGCCCCGACGUGUGCGCCUACAACGGCGUGCUCUGCGCGCCGUCGCCGGACAACGCGUCGGCGAGCGCCGUCGCGUCGCUGGACAUGAACGCCGCCGACGUCGCGGGCUACCUGCCCAGGGAGAUCGGCCUCCUGUCCGACCUCGCCGUGCUCCACCUCAACUCCAACCGCUUCUGCGGCGUCAUCCCGGAGGAGGUCGCCAACAUGACGCGGCUCUACGAGCUCGACGUCAGCAACAACCGCCUCGUCGGCGCGUUCCCCGGCGCGGUGCUCCGCGUCCCCGAGCUCAGCUACCUCGACAUCCGGUUCAACGACUUCGACGGCCCCAUUCCGCCGGAGCUCUUCCUCCGCCCCUACGACGCCAUCUUCCUCAACAACAACCGCUUCACCUCCGGCAUCCCGGACACCAUCGGCAGGUCCACCGCGUCGGUCAUCGUCCUCGCCAACAACGACCUCGGCGGCUGCAUCCCGCCCACCAUCGGCCAGGCCGCCGCCACGCUCGACCAGUUCGUCUUCCUCAACAACAGCCUCACCGGCUGCCUGCCCCUCGAGUCGGGCCUCCUCGCCAACGCCACGGUGUUCGACGUCAGCCACAACCUGCUGACCGGCGCCAUCCCCGCGACGAUGGGUGGCCUGGCCAAGGUCGAGCAGCUUGACCUGUCGCACAACACCUUCACCGGCGUUGUGCCGGGCGACGUCUGCGGGCUGCCGGCGUUGACGAACCUGUCGGUCUCGUACAACUUCAUCGCCGGGGAAGACGCCCAGUGCAGCAGCGCGCUGCUGGAUGCGAAGCUCGACAAGUCGUUGGAGGACGAGGCUAACUGCAUGGGCAACGUGAGGCCGAUGCAGAGGAGUGCCGGUGAAUGUGCCCCGGUCGUGAGCCAUCCGGUGGAUUGCAGCAAGACCAAGCCCUGUGGAUGGCCGGCGCCGGCGAAGAAGCCAGCGCCGGAGAGCUCAAAGCAUUCACCGCCGCCGCCGCCGCCACCAGCACCGGUACAAUCCCCGCCACCACCGGCACCGGUGGUAUCCCCGCCAUCGCCAGUGUUCUCUCCACCGCCUGCCUUCUCGCCGCCGCCGCCGCCCAAGACAUCUCCUCCACCGCCUGUCUCCUCGCCGCCGCCACCGCCACCGCCGACUAUGUCCCCGCCGCCGCCAAUUCAAGAGCCCGUCAUCCUCCCGCCAAUAUUGUCAGCAAAAUACCAAUCGCCACCGCCACCGUUUUUCGAAGGAUACUGAUAAUCUAGUUUGAGGCCAUGAGUGAUGUGUUGUUGUCCGACACUAGUACAGAAAACGUCGAAUGUAAUAUAAGCUCAUGCUUUAACCACAUUGAGGGUGCCCAUUUACCUUUCCAUUUUUAAUGCUGUUUUUGACCUGGUUUCAGGAUUAACUGCUGGCUGGUCUGAAGAAAUAAAGAGGGGUGGAAUUAAAGUAA